Molecule: messenger RNA, 8268 nt
Organism: Ailuropoda melanoleuca (giant panda)
Lineage: Eukaryota; Metazoa; Chordata; Mammalia; Carnivora; Ursidae
Gene: LONRF2
Product: LON peptidase N-terminal domain and ring finger 2
Exons: 15
Coding region: 1-2214 (737 amino acids)
Molecular function (GO): ubiquitin protein ligase activity; protein binding
Source: RefSeq, a predicted model, not a curated record
AUGAACAAAGAGAUGGGUACCAUUUAUGUAAGCAAGGAAGUUCAUGAAGAUAUUCUUCAUAGCAACAGUGAUGACAGCACAAAACGCUACUGUACAGAAACUAGGCCCGGGAUGUACAUGGACAGAUUUUUCUCUGCUAAAGAGCAGGUUGUGUUGGCGGCCAGGCCUCGGGGAAAGGCUGAAGCCGCGAAGGAGGAGAGCUGGGCGCCGGGCCUGCAGCGGACACCUGUUCCGGGCGCGGCCGCGGCGGCGGGAAGAGAGCGCGCGGCGAAAGGCGCGCCGGGCCGCGCCCUCGAGGAGCCGCGUGGGGAGCAGCCGGCCUCGGCGCCCGUCGCGCCCCGUGACCUGCUGGGCUGUCCGCGCUGCCAGCGGCUGCUCCACAAGCCGGUGACCCUGCCGUGCGGGCUGACGGUGUGCAAGCGUUGCGUGGAGUCGGGGCCCGCCCGGCCGCAGGCUCGGCGAGUCAACGUGGUGCUGAGCGGCCUGCUGGAGAAGUGCUACCCGGCCGAGUGCCGCGUGCGCAGGCUGGCGGGCCAGGCGCGGAGUCUGCAGCGCCAGCAACAGCCCGAGGCCGCGCUGCUCAGGUGCGACCAGGCUCUGGAUCUGGCGCCUAGAGACAGUUCGUUGUUGCUGCUGCGAGCAGAGUUAUAUCUAACCUUGAAGAACUACGAGCAAGCUCUGCAGGAUGCCAACGCGGUUUGUCAGAAUGAACCUCUCUUGACUAAGGGGCAUCAUAUGAAGGCUCAGGCUCUUUCUGGAUUGGGAAGAAGUAAGGAAGUGUUAAAGGAGUUUCUCUACUGCCUUGCUUUAAAUCCUGAAUGUAACUCAGUGAAGAAAGAAGCACAGAAGGUCAUGUGUGAGGUGUUUUUUCCAGCUUCAGAAAAUGUGCAUCAGAAUUUGACAUCUCCCAUCCAAAGCAGAAUAUUGACCAGCAGGCUAAAGGCUCAGUGUUCCAGCCAUGAAAACACCCAGGCUCUGGAGGAAGGCGGCAGUGCUGGGGGUUCUAAGAACCCAUCUGAGAAAUCUGAUGUGUUUAGAAAUACCAAUUAUUCAGUUUUGUAUUUUAUACUGGGUCUGCACUUUGAAGAGGAUAAAGAAGUGUUAGAGAGUAUCCUUCCAGCAGCACCCAGCACCAGUUUAAAGAGACAAUUUCCAAAUGAUUUGGAGGAUGUCCAAGACCUGAAUGGCCCUGGGAAAAUUCCCAAGAAAGAGUCAGAUUCCUCACCUCAAAGGAACAUGACCUCUAACAUAGGAGAAAGUCCAGAACUCUCCAUAGAUGUAACUGACUUUGAGUGUGCCCUUUGCAUGAGGUUGCUCUUUGAACCUGUCACGACACCAUGUGGACAUACAUUUUGCCUGAAAUGCCUUGAGCGCUGCCUCGACCAUGCCCCACAUUGUCCACUGUGUAAAGAAAAACUCUCAGAAUUGCUGGCAAGCAGAAAUUUUAAUAUAACUAUUCUGGCCGAAGAGUUAAUAUUUCGGUAUUUAUCUGAUGAACUCUCUGAUAGGAAGAGAAUUUAUGAUGAAGAAAUGACAGAACUGUCGAAUCUGACCAGAGAUGUCCCCAUCUUCGUGUGUGCCAUGGCCUUCCCCACCGUCCCGUGCCCACUUCAUGUCUUUGAGCCCCGCUAUCGGCUUAUGAUAAGAAGAUGCAUGGAAACUGGCACCAAACGGUUUGGCAUGUGUCUAUCUGCUGAGCACGCAGGAAUUUCGGAGUACGGCUGCAUGCUGGAGAUUAAGGACGUCAGAACGUUUCCUGAUGGGAGUUCGGUUGUGGAUGCCAUUGGAAUCAGUCGGUUCAGAGUUCUAAGCCACCGCCACAGAGACGGCUAUAACACAGCCGACAUUGAGUACCUCGAAGAUGAAAAGGUGGAAGGUCCAGCGUAUGAAGAACUUACCAGUCUUCAUGAUUCCGUUUAUCAGCAGUCAGUUUCCUGGUUUACUUCACUUCAGGAUCACAUGAAGGAACAAAUUUUAAGCCAUUUUGGGUUAAUGCCAGACAGGGAAUCUGAGCCUCAGAGUAACCCUAGCGGUCCCGCGUGGUCCUGGUGGAUCCUGGCAGUGUUGCCGUUGGAACGCAAGGCUCAGCUGGCUAUUCUUGGCAUGAUCUCCCUUAAAGAGCGCCUGCUUGCCAUUCGGCGAAUACUAGUCAUCAUCACGCGUAAGAUGAAUAGUCGGCAGGAGCUGGUUAAUAGCAGGGAGAGAAAUAACUGAUUUUCUCUUUCUGUCAAGGAUUCUGGAAGCCCUUGUACUUUUGUGAGGAGCGCUAGGCAUAGAGAAUAGCAUCCCAUUCAUCAUGCUUUGUAAAACGCUCGUUGAUAGGGUUACAAAAUGGAACACUUAGCAAACAUUGACUCCUACGCAAAUGUUCAAAGUCUGUGCCUCGCGGACUCUGUACAAGGUUAGCCUGAAGUUCGAAUGGAGCCCAUGGUUGCAAAAGAACCUAGGAGAAUCUCUCCGAAGCAGAUGCUCUAGGAUGUAGUUCGCCGACAGCAGGGAACACCACAGAAGGCGGACGAGUGGGUUAGGGUUUGCAAGAAAGAGGGACCCCCUCCCCAGUACAGUGACUUGCUGCACCAGAUGGAAACAGCAUGCUUUGGUGGCUAGCCAGGAAAGGGGAAACCACAUUUUUAUCUGGAAGCAGAUUUCUCAGAGCGCAGGCUAACUGAAAACGCACUUAGGCUUUGUGUGUCACUGUGAAGCCGUCUGCGAAGUGGAGGAAUCAAACUGUGGUCCAGGGCAGGAGCCAAAAUUAGUCGUCACCCAAGAAGCAGUAGCUGCCGGAUAGAACUGUGUUUUGUGUCCUGCGGUAGAUCAGAUGUGCAUUGCAUGUUGUAAUCAAAUGAACGUCAGAAUACACAAAGGUGUACCUUGGAUAUAGAAAAAUCUGAGAGCCAGUGUAGGUGACUUGAGGAUGUAUAUCCCUACACACUCAAGAAAGAGUGAGCAAAAGUUAGCUAAAACUCUACGCGCAUUGGGAUGUCAAACUUAGAACCAAACUAGUACAAAAAACUCCUUGAAAGCAUAACCCUGUCUCAUUAAUUUGGUGGAUACUAAGCAUUUAGGAAAUAGUCCUCUUGCUCCUAGGAUUUGCAUUGCAAAUUAGGCCCAUCAGUAAUUUGAGUUCACCAUCCACCCACUCAUAGAUGAAGAUGUACAAAAGCUGCUAUGGAAUGGGCAUCUGUCUAUUCCAGGAAAACAUACCAGGACAAUAUGCAAGAAGCAGGAGGUGGGGAUGGGAUGUAAAUAUUCAGCAAGUUUUUCCUCCAUCCUCAACCUAAAAUUUGUCUUUGUGUCUUUUGAAAAGAAGUUUUAUAAGUGAUCAGACCUGGUGUUACCGAUUAAAGGACAGCACAUGACAACUGCAGCCUCUGAUGCAUGUUGGUAGCAUUAAUUGAAAUAACCAUCUGAACCUCAGAUACUGAAUUGUUCUCACCGGCCUGACCAGCUGGUGCAUUGAGUUGGCUUCUUGGUCUGUGCUGUGGAUGUUCUUAACGGAAGGAUGAUGAGAACCAGACCAGGAAAUAAAUCACAGCUGUAAGAUUUGCUUUAUUCAUUCAAGGUGUAUGAUAUUUGAGUUUUAACAAGUAUAUUUCAUAGUGUCAAAAGUUGGUUGUUUGCCAAUCCAUCAAGCAUUUUUUUAGAAAGACUUUAUAAUUGUGUUUCGUUUUAAUUACAGGACUUUUCCAUAGCUAAAGCUCAGUUUCAUUAUGGGAGUGAGAAAAUACUGUUCUUGUAUAACUUAGCCAUAACGAGAAAAUGCGGAAGUGUUUCCAAUCAGAUGUUUCUAGUGCCUCACUUACUGCGAAUCUCAAAUCUCAUCUUGAUCAUGGUUUAAAGGCAGUUUGUCCAAGUGAUUUCUAAAAUAUUUUAUUGAUUCCUGUGUUAACGAUAGCAUCCGAACUUCUUAGGCAUUGUAUCUUAACCUGAUCAUCUGAAGGAAAGCAAAACUCUGUCUAGUAUACCAGCGGAGCUUUCUCGGGAAUGGUUCAUGAAAAUGGGUUUGCACCAUUCUCUUUCUUUUUCUUUUGGAGAAUCUUUCCUACCUUAAAACCAUAUCAUGGCUGUUUCCAUCUGGGAGUUUGUAAAAUAACCACAGUGUGAUCAUAGUUUCUCCAGGGGCCUUCCUGAAGUUAGGUCUCUGUGCUCAGAGGACCAGGGCUUGUCUCAUACCAGUUGGAUGCUGUUGCUUUCUCAACCUUACUCCAGAAAUGUCAUCACUGGCACAGAAUACUGACCAGAACCACUGACUUAUCUCUUCCUGAUUCUGUCUGCCUCUUUCUGGGUUGUCAGCUCAUUCCGAGUGUUCUUGUGUAAAAGCCUGUUUGGUAGUAAUGAUGUAGAUAGAGCAGCAAAAGUUUUUGUUGUCUUUGCCUUUUGACACCCAAGGGAAUGGACUGUGAUGCUUCAUGCUCUGUCCACCAUGUCACCUAGAGCAGAGCAGGAGCCGAUGGACACUUCUUGACCACUUAGAUGAUUUUUUCUUUGAGGAUUUUUAUUUAUUUAUUAGAGAGAGAGAGAGAGCACAUGCUUGGGAGAGUACAAAUGGGGAGGGGAGAGAGGGAAAGGGAGAGAGAGAAGCAGACUCCGCUAAGCAGACUCCCCGCUAAGCAGGAGCCCGAUGUGGGACUCGAUCCCAGGACCCCAGGAUCAUGACCUGAUCUGAAGGCAGACACUUAACUGACUGAGCCACCCAUGUGCCCCUUAGAUGACAUUCUUUAUCAGGAAGUCAGACCAGGGAAAUAAUAUCUCAAGUCAUAUUAUGAGGGAAGCUUCCUUUUUACAAACUUAAGGAAACCUAAACUCCUGUUUGCUACAAAUUUGCUACAAAUUUAGCUAAAGCAGUGGAACAGCUCCCCUCAACCCCCCAUACACACCUCUUUUCUAUCAUGGAGAUGUCAUUUUUAAUAUUUCUCAGAAAAUAAGGUCUCAUUCAGAGUCAGAACAUUCAAGUUUAAUUUUACUGAAAAUGUUCCAACACUAAUGGUCUAGUUACAUCGGAAUAAAAACAGAAUCUACUUAGAGUAAUAAUAACAGUGUGGGGGAGUAAUUUUUCUUCUUUAAGCAUACAGUACUUGAAGUACAUUCUGUACACUGUGUUAGGUAUUUUUCCAUUUCACUCUUCUAAGUGGUUUGGCUCAUAAUUCCAUCCCUGCCUACGUCUCUGAAAUACAAUUGAUAUCCUGAUGGGCAGUAUUCUGAAAGCUCAUGCGAUUUUUAGGGUAUCACGUUCCCUGUGUGUCCUCAUCUUCAGAAUCAAAAGUUAGAAUACUUUUUUUAAAGUUUCAAAUUGAAAAAACAAUUUUAAAAUGUAAAAUUUAUCCAUGCAGCCACAAUAAGUGCCAACUUUUGGAGUGUUAUCCCAUUUUUAUAACUACAAGGGUGUCCUUUCUUUUCUUAAGCAUCAGCCCCCCCCACCUCCCAAACCAAAAAGCACCAAAACUGCUUAGUAAGUUGUAUCUCACUAUUAACACACAUCAAGUCUUACCACAGGACUUUUGAAUCCUCAAGGAACAAAAUUAUAGAUGGUAGAAUUACCAUGAACUAUGAUAUUAUCAUUUUGUCAUAAAAUUAUUUGAAAAUUGGUAGUUGUUAUAAUCCAAAUACUCCAUUGCCUGGACUAGCUGUAUUACAUAGAAGUCAUUAUGAUUUUUAAGUUGCUUUUAAAAAGUACUCAUCUGUUUCUUCUUCCUUUCUCCUUUUAUGUUAAAUCGCUUUGGUAGGUACCACUCUUCAAAAUUUAGAUGCUGUCUAUCAAAUAAUGUGGCAGAUACAAAGAAAAGAGGGAAAAUAAAUGUGGGUGAGUUUUGUUUGUUUGAGGCAUGAGGUUUUAUUUUCCUAAAAAGCCCUAUGGCAUAGGGUAGAGAGGUCCCCGUCUCCCAUUCUCAACACGGUUAGUAAUGACAGCUUGCAGGAAGAGGUUCUUUCUCUGUAGCUCUGCCCCUACGAGAAGACCCUGUUCUGAUUCUGUGGUUCAUCAAAACCAAAAACCAGGGAGGCUAGAUCUGAAUGAGGAGGGUGAGCUGUGCCAGCCACAUGGGGAAAAAUUGAAUCCUGAUUGUUGCCCAAUGUCACGUUGUCCCUACUGGGGCUGAUGCUUCGUUCUGAGCCGUUGCAUUCUGACUCAUAGGAGAUAUUUCCACCUUUGCAACUCCUUGCCUUAACUUCACCUUAACUUUGGGCUCUCAACUGCUAAAAAAAAAAAAAAAAUUACCAAGUCUGCUGAAUCCUGCCAAGUAGCUUUUAGUAGUGGACCUGCUUUUAGGUGACUGUUAGCAUAUUGAGUAUUAGAAUAUUGCAGUAGCAUAAACUAUUGAAGAAAUUCAUGUGCCACCACUUCAGGUGGGCUCGCUGGGGACAUUAGCUCUGAUCUGUGCCCAAGAAGUAAUUUCUAAAGGUGACCAUAUGACAAAGCAGAGAGGUCCAUGCCCUUGAAAGAAAAAUUUAUUGUUAUUCAUAGUUCCAUUAGAAAUGAGAGGCAUGCCCUCAGGGCUGCAUAGGGAAGCACCAGAGCCAGAAGGCAGAAGCAGGAGUGAGGGGGAGAGCCUUCAUUUUGUUUCUGUGGGAAACACCAGGCAGGGCAGGCGAAACAGUGGGAUUGUCUAGUUUGCAUGGUGGUGGUGGGCUCCGGGCUAUGAGGGUGGGAUCUACUUGUCUGGUAUUGAGCUCUGGGUGAUUAAGCCUGAGGACUCUUUUCUCCUGGACUGUAAGAGCCAGACAAAGGAGGUGGCUCACAGUGCAGACUCUGGAUUGGUUGGUUCUCAUAUGAAAGGUAUGCUUCCUUGUGGGCCCUUUGCUGCCUCUCACUGGCCAGCCCAGGAGGGGCAGUCUCCCCAGCCAGUGAGGCCUCCAAGAUGUCAAAAUAUCAUAAAGUCUUUUUAAACACAUGAUUAAUACAAUUGUCCUCCGAUGUUUUGACAUCAUAUUAAGGAAACUUUGGAGUGAUGAUAGUGGAGACAUUAAAGAGUAAGGCAUACGUUACCUUGAACAGCACAGAAAGCAUUUUACUAAGAGAGGAGACAGGAUCAGCACAGGCAGAGGUGUGAGAAGUCCUUGAGGCCAGUCCAUAACUGAGGUUCCUAUUUAUAUGCAUUAGCCAAGAUCACAGAUCUGGAGUCUGGGGGGGGGGGGUCUUCAACACUAUCUUGGAGAAGUUGUAAAGUGUAUGAAAUAUAUGAGUGUGAUAAUAAUAUCUUGAUCUCUUUCUUGAGUCAAGUUGGCAGGUCCAGCAGUUAUGCUACUGGAACAUAUGAUAAUUUAGUAAAUACAUUAAUGAUUAAGUGUAUAUAACCAAGGGAAAGGAGUAUUAUGAUUGGAGACACGGGGUAGGAGGUCCUGGUGGAAAGCUGGAGAGGUAGUAGGAGAAGGCAAUGGAGAGUGAGUGAGUGGUCCUUUCCCAGAGACUUGAGGUGUUGACUGAGAGAAGGCAGGUGCUUCCUGGGGAAAGUAAUAAUCACCUCCAUCUUCAGUUUAGCCAUGGGAAUGUAGGGGUAUGUGUUUUGGCAGAGAGCAAGCAAUAUAAUACCAGGGUAAUGCACUAAACAGGUAGCAAGCUCAGAAACAUGAUAGAAUCCCUAAUAUUGAAGGAAGAAAAGUAAAAAUGUCCUGUGUCCAAUUUGUGACUUAGCAAAAGCAGUCUGUGGGCAUAAAUUCUAGUGUCCAGGGUCAAAUUUUCUCCAGUGGCAAGCUCGUGGUCUGGGUGAUGUCGUGAGCAGUGAGCUUCUGGGCCAGAGUGAUGUUGUCUGGGGUGUGGGACUUGGGGUAUCCAUUUUAAGUGGGUACGCACUCAGAUUGAUGUGGGUCUCAAUGUUUGGUAUGUCUGCUUGAAGCAGUGGUUUACUUGGGGUGUUUGUAAACCAAUGAAAGCAACCAGACCAGCAGUAAGAAAACCAACAGUCAAUAGAAUGGUGGGUAGCUACACCUUGCAAAGUUUUUGUUUUUGAUUUUUGGUUUAUGUUCACUUGGGUCCCUUAUCAGUUGAGCAGCUGCCAGGCCUGUGGGAAUGUCUGUGAUUAAUGGGUCCCAAGAAAGUAUGUGCCCUCAGUCUGGCCUUUAACCCUUGUGGGAUGGGGGCAAGAUAGAAAAAUUUAUAGAGGGGGAAACCUUGUUAAUGGGCCUAACAUAUAAUGAGUUUUUAAUAUACAUGAAGGCAACACAUAUCCCCCUUUAUUUAUUUUUUACUUAAAUUCUAGAUAGUUAACAUACAGUACAAUAUUGGUUUCUGGAGUAGAAUCCAGUGAUUCAUCAUUUACAUAAAAUACCCAGUGC